AACCUUUGUACGCGCGCUUCCCCGAGCCCGGGCGUUAUUGGGCGUUGCGCGGCGGCUGGCCGAAGCCGGUUGCCAAGGCGACGUCUGCGAACAUGGCUGCUGCGUCUUCGUCUGAUUCCGACUGCGGCCGAGCUGAGAGCAACGAGGCCAGUUCGAAAUGGCUGGACGCACACUACGACCCCGUGGCCAACAUCCACACCUUUUCCAGCUGCCUGGCGCUGGCAGAUUUGCAUGGGGAUGGGGAGUACAAGCUGGUGGUGGGGGAUCUUGGCCCAGGUGGGCAGCAUCCCCGCCUGAAGGUGCUCAAAGGACCCACAGUGCUGACUGAAAGCCCAUUACCUGCACUGCCAGCUGCGGCCGCCACCUUCCUUAUGGAGCAACAUGAACCCCGGACACCAGCUCUGGCACUCGCUUCAGGCCCUUGUGUGUAUGUGUAUAAAAAUCUUAGGCCCUACUUCAAGUUCAGCCUGCCCCAGUUGCCACCAAACCCCCUGGAACAAGAUCUUUGGAACCAGGCCAAGGAGGACCGGAUUGACCCCUUGACGCUGAAGGAGAUGCUGGAAGGCAUCCGGGAGAAGGCAGAGGUGCCUUUGUCGGUACAGUCACUCAGGUUUCUACAGCUGGAGCUGAGAGAAAUGGAGGCAUUUGUGAGCCAGCACAAAUCCAAGUCCAUCAAGCGGCAGACAGUCAUCACCACCAUGACCACCUUGAAGAAGAACCUGGCUGACGAGGAUGCUGUUUCCUGCCUGGUGCUGGGCACUGAGAACAAGGAGCUCCUGGUGUUGGACCCGGAGGCCUUCAUCAUUUUGGCCAAGAUGAGCCUACCCAGCGUCCCCGUCUUCCUGGAUGUUUCCGGCCAGUUUGAUGUGGAGUUCCGGCUUGCUGCUGCCUGCCGCAAUGGGAACAUCUAUAUCCUGAGAAGAGACUCCAAGCGCCCCAAGUACUGCAUCGAGCUGAGCGCCCAGCCUGUGGGGCUUGUCCGGGUACACAAGGUCCUGGUGGUGGGCAGCACCCAAGACAGCCUGCAUGGCUUCACCCACAAGGGUAAAAAGCUGUGGACAGUGCAAAUGCCAGCAGCCAUCUUGACCAUGAAUCUCCUGGAGCAGCACUCCCGGGGCCUGCAGGCUGUCAUGGCUGGGCUGGCCAAUGGAGAAGUCCGCAUUUACCGUGAUAAGACCCUGCUCAAUGUCAUCCGCACCCCGGAUGCAGUGACCAGCCUUUGUUUUGGCCGGUAUGGGCGGGAAGAUAACACCCUCAUCAUGACCACACGAGGCGGUGGCCUGAUUAUCAAGAUCCUGAAGCGUACGGCAGUGUUUGUGGAAGGGGGAGGUGAGGCGGGCCCCCCACCAGCCCAGGCCUUGAAACUCAACGUGCCCCGAAAGACCCGGCUUUACGUGGAUCAGACGCUGCGAGAGCGGGAGGCUGGCACCGCCAUGCACCGGACCUUCCAGACCGACCUCUACCUGCUGCGCCUCCGGACUGCCCGCGCCUACGUGCAGGCCCUGGAGUCCAGCCUGAAUCCUGUGUCUGUGACAGCCCGGGAGCCCCUCAAGCUGCACGCUGUGGUUCAGGGCCUGGGUCCCACCUUUAAGCUCACACUUCACCUGCAGAACACCUCAGCAGCCCGACCCAUCCUGGGGCUGCUGGUCUGCUUCCUGUACAACGAGGUGCUCUACGCCCUGCCCCGGGCCUUCUUCAAGGUCCCCUUGCUGGUGCCAGGGCUCAGCUACCCACUAGAGACCUUUGUGGAGAGUCUCAGUGACAAGGGCAUCUCGGACAUUAUCAAGGUGCUGGUGCUUCGUGAAGGCCAGAGUGCACCCCUCCUGAGUGCCCACAUCAACAUGCCCGUGAGCGAGGGGCUGGCAGCCGCCUGACCCCUGGACUGGUGUUAAAGCCCCUGUAGAAUCGGGACCAGGAAGAUUCAGCCGCUUCCACUCAGCUGGGCAGAGUCAAUGGCCCAGUCCCCGAGCAGCAGUGUGUUGGGGCCACGGUUUCCUUCUCCUCUCCUAAGUGUCCCCGUUCUCACCACCCUGACUGCUGGGUGACCGAUAGCAGCAGGUCAGUGAGUACCCAGGAGGUUCAGCUCCUUCCCCCUCAGGAAAACCCAGCCAUUUGCCCACUGGACUACUGCUGUCCUUCAUCCUCCCACUUUUGUCCAGAAAUCACCCCCAGGGCCGAAGGAAGAUCUCUGAAGUGGUCAAGGUGAGAUGAGGGGCUCGGGCCCAGCCUUCUCCUUUGCUGCUUUCUGUAGGCACGUUACUCCUGGGUUGCUGCAGGCCCAGGCCAGAAUUGGCCACGGCCUGGCCUGGGGUAAUCAGAGGCUUUUCUUGGGUGAGACCGAGCCCCCUGUUGCUCCCUGGGGUUCCAGAGGCUUGUCUGAUGCUGGUCAGAUUACAGGCAAAACACAUUCUCUGAUUUCUCCUUGUGAGCCAAACAAGGGAGCCUAGGGAGUAGUUGCCUCCCCACAGGGGCCUUUCCUGAAAUCUUGGGCUCAGCCAAAGUCUCAGGCCUGUGAUGCUCCAUGAAGAUCGCCAAGGGAGGAGGUGGUGCCAGGAAAGCAUAGGGCGCCCGUGCCAGGAGCUAGUGGCCCCAGCCCCCACCGGGCUUCUGAACACCACACAACUGCCGCUCCUGACUUGGUCGCUCGUGUCCAGAAAGAGCGUCCCAGGAGAGGAAGGCUCAGUUAGAGCACAAGUGGGACUGGGGUGCGCAGGAGAGGCGUUUCCGGGCCCUGGGGAGGUGGCACAGGAGGCAGAAGCCCAGAACUGCUCUUCUGUGCCCUGGAGCCCAGAUCAAUCACGUAAGUGGAAAGUUUACUGGGCAGUGGCAUUAGCUGGAAAGGCAUGGACCAGAGGUGUUGAGUGAGGCUAAAGACUGAGGGAAAGCACAUGUUCAGACCACAAGGGCCCUAGACCCACAGUCCUGGACCUCAGUGCCUCCUGAGCCCUGGCCAGUGUUAGGCUGGUGCUACCAGGGCCACCUUGAACCACUUAGGAGCCAGGAACCCUGCUCCGAGCACCUGUCUUUUCCUCUGUAUGACCAGGUGCAGCCUAGCAUAUGGUACCUCAGCCUUGUGGGAAGUAACCAAAUCCUUCUAGGCUGUAGUUUCCCCACAUAUAAAAUGAGGCAGUUUGUGACCAAAUUGAGCUCUAGCAUCCUGUGAGCUUGGCAGCCGCUCUAGAGGAAAUGAGGACUCCACUCCAGAAAGGGGGGAUUUGACAGGAGUAACUGCAGGGCUUUUGCCCUUGAGACCAAGGGCCCCACACUAACUGCCAUGGCCAGGCAAUAACCUCUUGUCCAGGACCCCAGCAAGGGAUUGGGGUGACACAGCUCUCAGCUCACCCCAAACCCUCCCAAGGAAUGCAUUCUGGGGCCAGGUUAAGAAAGAAUGGGGUAUGGACCAAAGAAAGAGCCCAUCCCCCUCCUCUGUGCAGAGCCUGGCCGCUUGUAGACAUAGAUUAAUUGGGUCAGGGUGGUGAAGGGUCUCUAGAUCAAGCCAAGUGAGUCACAGUUGGACGAAGCAGGAGGUUUAACCUGCAGAGCUUCCUAAGAGAGCUUGGCAGAGAUGGAAAGGCCUGCUCUAGAAGGUAGUAAGCCCCUUAUCGCUAGAGCUCUGUCACUGGGGCUGGGCUAGCUCUUCACUGGGCCGUAUGACCAUACAAUCUCUUCUUCCCCAAUCAUGUGAUGACUGUGUGAGCUCGGAACACCAAGUCUAGUUUGUAGCUAUUCAUGAUGAUGGAAGUGGAGAAGCUUCCUAUGCCCAGCACCUAAAGAGAGUUUGUGUGAUGUAAUACUAUGUAUCUAUUAUUAAAAAUACAUGAACUGCACUGAUGUGGACAAGUAUACAUAAAGCAACAUGAAACCAGGAACAGUGCAUGGUACCCAGUGCACUCACUAGUUGGAGCUCCAGGAGAUUGUGUACAUUAGGGAUGAGGGAAGUUAUUAUCUUUUAAAAAAGUAUUUAUCUAAAACCACAUACCUACUUAGUACUAUGGAAUUAGUUUAUAACGAGAAAAUUCUCCCCAUUCCCCACUACUGCUCCCUUGCUACAAUCAUUUUCAGUUCUCUUAGCUAUUUUUUUAAGUAAUCUCUGCAUCCAGUGGUGGGGCUUGAACUCAACCCCCCAGAUCACGAGUCGCAUACUCCACUGACUGAGCCAGCCAGGUAUUCAUUAGCUAUUUAUCUUAAAAAUAUGCUUAUACUACUCUUGCUUGAUUUAUCAUUCUAGACACUAUCUCUUGGGUCCCUAUUGUAAAAGGCGAGGCUUUAGCUCUCUUGUGGAGUACUUUGCGCCUUUUCUCCCCACUUUUUAGGUAAAUCAAUACUUACUGUUUAGAUGGCUGUUUAUCUUACUGUAUGAAAGUUGUUCCCUGCAGAGCCAAAAUUGGGAUAUAAUUAAAUUACCUUUUAAUUUUUCAUGGAGUUAAUAAUUGCCUUUUUUUUUUUCAUUUGGUUAGUUUUCUGUAUGUAGCAAUUGUUCAUUCUUCCCUCAUCCAUUCUGACAGUUACUUUGUUUUUCUGGAUACUUUCCAUCAUCCCCUGCCUCAGUGAGGACUGUUUGCUCUCUAGAACUACUGCAGACUGUUUCUCCUGACUAGAGCCUCUGACUCCUGGGCCCCUUCUCUUCAUCCUUACAGUUCUUUUACCCCUCAUUGGGUGGAGUGUAUCCACAGUACUGCCUUUAAAAAGUCACUAGAGUUAAAAAAUUUUAGUACACUGUCUAAAAAUUUCUUUAUCCCAUUCACAUACAUGUGUGAUAGCAGGUCAUAAAAUUUGAAGUUGAAAAUAGUUUUCAUGCAAGAAAAUCAUUUUUACGGCGGUAUUCCCUUGUGCUCUGAUUUUUGGUAAUGCUGUUGAGAAGUUGCGUGCCAUUUUUGCUCCUGGCCUUCUUGUUCUGAAAUGUCAGGACAUGACUUACAUGUGUGUCGUUAUUUGUUGUGCUGUGAGGUGGAAAUGUAUAUCCCUCACUUCUACAAAAUUUUGUUUCUUAAGCGAUUUCCUCCCAUUUUCUCUCUUCUCUCUGGAAUUCUCAUUAACCGAGCACCUGAUAAAUGGGAAUUCCAGAGAGAACAGGAUUGAUUGUCUGUUUUUCUUCUCUCUUCUCUCAUAUUGUCUUUCUGUCCUAUGUUCUGAGAAAUUUUUCUUUCAGCUCUUCUCUGGACCUGUUUUUUAAAAUUCCACUAUUUUAAUUCUCAGCUCUUUCUGUUCUGUGGUCAAUCUUUAACUAUAAUGUCUUUGAAAAGAUAUAGAGGUCACCAAACCAUCAUCAACAAGUGACUUCUAUAGACUUAUUUCAACAUCAGUAGAAUACACAUUUUUCUCAAGCUCACGUGGAACAUUCACCAAGACAGACCACAUUCUGGUCCAUAACGUAGGCCUUCACAAAUUUAAAAGACUGGAAAUAAUACAGUGUCUGUUCUCAGGUCAAAAUGGGAUUAAACUAGAAAUCACUAACAGAAGGGUAACUGGAAAAUCCCCUAAAUUUUCAUCAUUUCCCCCAAAUACAUGGAGAUGAAACAACACCCUUCUAAAUAGCAUGUGGGUCAAAAAGAAAUCUCAAGGGAAGUUUAAAAAUAUUUUAAACUAAAUGAAAAUGAAAACACACUUACCAAAUUUGUGGGAUACAGCAAAAGCAGUGCUUAAAGGGAAACUUGUAGCAUUGAUCUGAAAUCAGUAAUUUAGAAGUUUCCACUCUGGGAAACAAGAAAAAGAAGGGCAAUUUAAGGAGUGACUUGGUGGCUCUGUCGGUUGAGCAUCCGACUUCGGUUCAGGUCAUGAUCUCGGGGUCUGUGAGUUCGAGCCCCGCGUCGGGCUCUGCGCUGACGGCUCGGAGCCUGGAGCCUGUUUCGGAUUCUGUGUCUCCCUCUCUCUGCCCCUUCCCCGCUCAUGUUCUCUCUUUCUCUCUCUCUCAAAAAUAAACAUUAAAAAUUAAAAAAAAAAAAGUACUGGAAUUACCAAACAAUAUAAGAUGUGUGUUUUUGAUAUAUUUAAAGAAAAAGAUCCUAAAAUAGAAGUAGCAUAUAAAAUGACCAAGCAAAUCUGAAAAGCAAACAACUAGAAGGAGAAAUAAGAUAUUUGACAUGUAAAACUCAAUGGAAGAGUCGGCACAACCACUUAAAAAAGAAAAAAAAAAAAACUAAAUAGAUUGGUUUCAGAGCUGAAGAAAGACCUAAAGAUGUGUGGAAAUAAUCCAGAAUGCAAAAAACAGAAAAUAUGAGUUAUUAAGAGACAAGGAGGAUGGAGUAGAGAGGUCCAAUCAGAGUUUCAGUAGAGGCAGAGAAAAUAGGUGAAGGUGUGGCUAAGAAUUUUCUAGAACAGAUGAAAGACAAUUCAUAGAAUCAGGAAACCCAAGGAAUACCAUUAGGGUAGAUACAAAGACAACAACACUUGGGCACAUCACAGUAAAUUGCAGAAUGUCAAAGACAAAAAAGUCUUAAAAGUGUUGGAGACAAAAGUGUCUUCAAAGGGGUAACAACAAAUAGAUAACAGCUGAUGUUAUUAAUAGCAACAAUGGACACCAAAAGACAGAAUAUUAUUUUCAACAUAUGAGAGGAAAUAACUAUUAACCUAGAAUUCUGUACCCAGUAAAAAGUAACUUUAAGUAAGAAGGGUGAUAAACUAAAAGCUAAGAAAAGGUGGGACAAAUAACAAAGUAGAAAUCUUUCCAGGUACAUCAAUUACAAUAAAUAUAAAUGACUGUUUCAACUGGAAGACAGUGUUGUCUAGAUUUAAAAAUCCAUUUAUAGGCUGAUCUCUUCUUUCUAAGAUUUUUUUUUUAAUAACCUCUACACCCAAUGUUGGGGCUCAAACCCACAAUCCUGAGAUUGAGUCACACGCUCCACUGACUAAGCCAGCCAGGCGCCCCAUCUGUAGGCUGAUUUUACAAGACAAUUGAAAGUAAAAGAAUACAGAUUAUUUUAAUGUAUUUGGACUAGAAGGGAACUUAAGGGGCAUCUGUUUUAUUAUUUAUUUAUUUAAUGAAAUUUGUCAAAUUGGUUUCCAUACAACACCCAGUGCUCAUCCCAACAGGAAGGGGCAUCUGUUUUAAAAGAAACCCACCGUGAACAUAUUUUAUAGUGAAAUAUUGAAAUGAUUUCUUCAAAGGCCAGAAACAAGUCAGGGUGCCCACUACUUUUCCUCUACCCAUACAGGAGGGGCAAGAAGAUUAAGAGGUAUAAAAAUUUUAAAGGAAAAACAAAACUGUCUUCUCACAGAUUAUUUUAUUGUAAACAUAGAAAACUCAGAAGAGUUUAUAAGGUAAUGGUAAGUUUUUGGUUUGCUGUACACAAUCUAUUUGCAUAAACCAUGUACAAUAACAAAACAUUAUCAAAUACUUAAGAAUAAAUCUAACCAUGGGGCGCCUGGGUGGCUAAGUCGGUUAAGCGUCUGGCUCUUGGUUUCGGCUCAGGGCAUGGUCUCGCGGUAUGUGAGUUCGAGCCCCGAGUCAGGUUCUGCACUGACAGUGCAAAGCCAGCUUGGGAUUCUCUCUCCCUCUGUCUCUGCCCCUCCCCCACUCAUGCGCUCUUGCUGCCUCUCAAAAAUGAAUAAAAAAGGAAGAAAUGUGCGGCGCCCAAGUGGCUCAGUAGGUUAAGCGUCUGACCUCAGCUCAGGCCAUGAUCUCACAGUUCGUGGGUUCGAGCCCCAUGUCAGUCUGUGUGCUGCCAGCUCAGACAGAGCCUGGAGCCUGCUGCGGAUUCUGUGUCUCCCUCUCUUGCCUGUCCCCUGCUCACACUGUCUCUCUCUCAAAAAUAAAUAAACAUUAAAAAAAGAAGAAAUCUAACCAAAAGAGGCAUGAUCUUUAUGAGAAAAAGUAUAUAAUUUUAUUGAAAACAUCUAAUAGAUACACCAUGUUCAUGACUGAAAAAUGCAAUUUCAUAUAGAUGCUGAUUUUCCCCAAACCGAUCUGUAAAUUCAGUUGGGUUCCAUUCACAAUCUCAAAGGGAUUUUUAUUGGUGGAACUUAUCAAAUGGAUUCUAAAAUUUAUGUGGAAGAGCAAGGACCAUGGAUGGAUCUUAGGGAGUCACACAAUAGGGGCAGAUAAAAUGACCCGUGAGACAAAAUGGGACAAAUAAAUUGCGGUAGAUUCAGUGGCUCACUAUCCAGCAAGGAAAAGGAAUGCCCCACAGCUAUACACAUUGAUUGGGAUACAUCUCAGAAACAUAAUAUUGAGUGACUGAAUAAACGGCAUGAUUCCAUUUAUAUAAAAUUCAAAAACAUGCAAAACCGAUACAAACCUAGGUAAUGCAAUUACAAGGCAAAGCAAGGGAAUGGUGAAGACAGCACAGUGUUUUCUCGACCAGGGAGGGCACAGCAGGGACUUCAAAGAAGUGGGUUCCAUCUCUUCUUAAAUGGGGCUGGGGAGGGAGUUCCUCUUUAUUUUAUAAAUAUCUUCUUGCCUCUCCUUACUAUUUAAUUAAAAAAAAGAAAGAAGAAAAAGAAAGAAAGAAGAAAGGAA
Molecule: messenger RNA, 8455 nt
Organism: Acinonyx jubatus (cheetah)
Lineage: Eukaryota; Metazoa; Chordata; Mammalia; Carnivora; Felidae
Gene: BBS1
Product: Bardet-Biedl syndrome 1
Exons: 17
Coding region: 93-1874 (593 amino acids)
Biological process (GO): protein localization to cilium; non-motile cilium assembly
Cellular component (GO): BBSome; axoneme; centrosome
Molecular function (GO): smoothened binding; patched binding
Source: RefSeq, a predicted model, not a curated record